This is a messenger RNA of Electrophorus electricus (electric eel), 2145 nucleotides long. It is a transcript of the gene slc6a6b, whose product is annotated as solute carrier family 6 member 6b. The record is from RefSeq and is a predicted model, not a curated record. Gene Ontology annotation, molecular function: gamma-aminobutyric acid:sodium:chloride symporter activity; taurine:sodium symporter activity. Lineage: Eukaryota; Metazoa; Chordata; Actinopteri; Gymnotiformes; Gymnotidae. Gene Ontology annotation, biological process: amino acid transport; taurine transmembrane transport; neurotransmitter transport. Gene Ontology annotation, cellular component: cell projection; plasma membrane.
CCUGUUGCUGGGGAGGCAGGCCGGUGUUUUUCCACUCAUGCUGAUAUCUAAUGCGCUUCCAUUUUAAGACACAAAGGUCAGAAAGAAAAUCUUAUAAAUUAAAUUUACCGGGUCAGUUUUUGUUUAACGUCCCGGCGACGCACAAUAGACAAGAGACAAGACACUUCUAAAGGAGUAAAAGAAAAAAACAAAAAAACAGCUGAGCAUGGCCCAAAAAGAGAAGCUCCAGUGUCUGAAGGACUUCCACAAGGACACCCUGAAGCCGUCCCCAGGCAAGAGCCCUGGCACCCGACCUGAGGACGAGGCAGAGGGCAAGCACCCGCAGAGAGAGAAAUGGGCAAGCAAGCUCGACUUCCUCCUGUCCGUGGCUGGCGGUUUCGUUGGUUUAGGGAAUGUAUGGCGCUUCCCAUACCUUUGCUAUAAGAAUGGUGGAGGUGCCUUUCUUAUCCCUUACUUCAUCUUUCUGUUUGGCGGAGGCCUGCCUGUGUUUUUCCUGGAGGUUGCACUGGGUCAGUUCACCUCUGAGGGGGGAAUCACUUGCUGGGAUAAAAUUAGCCCUAUCUUUAGUGGUAUCGGCUAUGCUUCCAUUGUGAUCGUUUCUUUGCUGAACAUCUACUACAUCGUGAUCCUGGCCUGGGGCUUGUACUACUUAUUCCAGUGCUUUCGGCCUGAGCUUCCCUGGGCAAGCUGCAACAACCCAUGGAACACUGCUAAUUGCGUUGAGGACACACACCGCAAGAACAAGACCAUCUGGGCAGCUAUCAAUGCUACCAACUUCACCUCGCCAGUCACCGAGUUCUGGGAACGCAAUGUCCUCAGCAUCUCUGACAGCAUAGAGGAUGUUGGCCCUAUCAAAUGGGAACUGGCUCUGUGUCUCCUCGCUGUAUGGAUCAUCUGUUUCUUUUGCAUCUGGAAAGGUGUGAAGUCCACAGGAAAGGUUGUGUACAUCACAGCAACCUUCCCAUUUGUCAUGCUAAUUGUCCUCCUUGUCCGGGGUGUCACUCUUCCUGGAGCAGCCGAGGGCAUCAAGUUCUAUCUGUAUCCAAAUGUCACUCGCCUUGAAGAUCCCGAGGUUUGGAUCGAUGCAGGGACACAGAUUUUCUUUUCCUAUGCCAUUUGUCUGGGUGCGAUGACAUCACUUGGAAGUUACAACAAGUACAAAUACAACUGCUACAGGGACUGUUUGCUGCUGGGAGGCCUGAACAGCGCUACCAGUUUUGUGUCUGGCUUCGCAAUAUUUUCCGUCCUGGGCUUCAUGGCACAAGAGCAAGGGGUGGACAUUGCUGAUGUGGCAGAGUCAGGUCCUGGCUUGGCCUUCAUUGCAUACCCCAAAGCUGUGUCGAUGAUGCCACUGCCUACGUUUUGGGCCGUUCUCUUCUUCAUUAUGCUCCUGCUACUGGGUCUCGACAGUCAGUUUGUUGAAGUGGAAGGACAGAUCACAUCGCUGGUGGAUCUGUAUCCAUCCUUCCUACGGAAGGGUUACCAUCGAGAAAUCUUUAUAGCUAUAAUAUGCUUUGUGAGCUACCUGCUGGGACUUACCAUGGUCACUAAGGGUGGCAUGUAUGUGUUUCAACUCUUUGACUACUAUGCAGCCAGUGGCGUGUGUCUUUUGUGGGUUGCAUUCUUUGAAUGUAUUGCUGUAGCCUGGGUUUAUGGCGCUGAUAAUUUCUAUGAUGCGAUUGAGGACAUGAUUGGCUACAGACCAAAUUUCUGGAUGAAGUGGUGCUGGACUACAAUCACACCUCUUCUUUGUGUGGGGUGUUUCAUCUUCUCUUUGGUGAAAUACAAGCCUUUGACAUACAACAAAAUCUAUGAGUACCCAGAAUGGUCCAUUGGAGUUGGGUGGACACUUGCCCUUGCUUCCAUGACUUGCAUACCUAUGGUGAUGGUGAUAAAGAUUAUCCAGUCUGAAGGACCCCUCAUUGAGAGGAUUAAAGCAGUGGCAGCCCCAGUGCGGGGAGGGGCAAGUUCUUGCCCCCAGGAGCUCCGCCCCAAGAUCUCUGACCUGGAACGUCCCCUGGACCCCAAUGGGAACAAUGGCUUGAUGAAACCCAAUCACACUGUUCUAGAAACCAUCAUGUGAGCACUCUCUAUGAGAGAUUUAAAUACCUGCUUUCCAUUAUAUAUAUAUAUAUAUAUAUAUAU